AUUUUACCAACUUUUCUAAUACUUCCUUAUUACCUUUCCUUUUUCCUUCAUUGUGUUUAAAGUAAAUGGAAGAUCAGUCAAGUCAAUUACAGGAAAAGGUCGAACCGUCAUCGAGUCUGAACCUUUUAAACAGAUUGCGUGGCAAAAGCAGCUUUUCUGAUGUUGACCUUACAGAGGACGACACUUACGCCGUAGAGCCAUCAGAAGAAGAUUGGAAGGAACUACGCGAAGUGGCUGACAUAUUACCAGUAUCGGCAUACCUUGUUAUUCUAAUUGAAUUUUGUGAACGGUUUACUUUCUAUGGUUUGAGCGGCCCAUUCCAAAAUUACGUCCAAGCACCCGAUCCCGGACAUUAUCCCGCUGACCAGCCAGGUGCACUUGGCAAAGGCCAACAAACAGCGACUGCUUUGAAUACAUUUUUCCAAUUCUGGGGCUAUAUCUCCCCUAUCAUCGGUGCCAUCAUUGCUGAUCAAUAUCUCGGAAAAUAUAAGACUAUUGUCGUCUUCGCUUGUAUCUACUUCGUUGGUCUCCUCAUCUUGACCUUAACUUCUAUUCCACCCUCCAUCCAAAGUGGCGCUGCCUUCCCUGGUUUCAUUGUGUCAAUUAUUAUCAUUGGUUUUGGCACUGGUGGUAUCAAGUCGAAUGUUUCCCCCUUGGUUGGUGAACAGUAUCAAAGUCGCACUCCUUACAUCAAGGUGCUGAAAACUGGUGAACGGGUCAUUGUGACGCCUCAAGCUACCUAUCAACGUAUUUUCAACAUGUUCUACUGGGGUAUUAAUAUUGGAUCUUUGUCCGCUAUCGCCACCACUGAGCUGGAAAAGAAUGUUGGUUUCUGGGCCGCUUACCUUCUACCUACCCUCAUGUUUAUUCCUGGUAUUUUGAUUGUCGUUGCUGGCCGCAAGUUGUACGUUCAAGCUCCACCUAGAGGAUCCAUUUUCGUUGAGGCUGGUAAACUAUUACUGUACAGCACAAAAGUCAAAGGCGGUAUGAAGGCAUGCAAACCUUCGGAACUACGAACUACGCACCCUGAAUUGAUUGAUAAGGUGACUUGGGACGAUAUUUUCGUUGAUGAAAUGAUCCGCACUUUAAAGGCUUGUAAGGUGUUUUGCUGGUUCCCCAUUUACUGGCUAUGCUAUAAUCAAAUGACAAGUAAUCUUGUCUCCAUGGCUGCCACAAUGCAAACUGGCAACGUCCCUAACGAUAUCCUGCAAAACAUUGAUCCCAUUGUCUUAAUUUUCCUCAUUCCUAUCAUGGAUCGAUUAGUCUAUCCUGGUCUGCGUCGCCUUGGUAUCAGCCCUCGCCCUAUUGCACGUAUCACCAUCGGAUUCUUUUUCGCUGCUGUCGCUAUGGGCUACACUGCAGGUAUUCAAUCCAUGGUAUACAAUAGUCCACCCUAUUACAACUUUCCUUCGGAAGGAGAUGGUCCCAACUACAUUUCGGCUGCGUAUCAAAUUCCCUCUUAUGUGUUUAUCGCUAUAUCUGAAGUCUUCGCCAGUAUCACCGGUUAUGAAUAUGCUUACAAGAAAGCUCCAGAGUCCAUGAAGUCCUUGGUCAUGGCUCUGUACCUUCUCGCCAAUUGUUUCAGCUCUAUCCUCAACUUUGCUCUAGUCUCUGUCACAGUCGAUCCAAAGAUCGUGUGGUUGUUUACUGGUAUCUCUGCUGCCAUGGGCAUUGCUACCCCACUUUUCUAUUUCUGCCAUCACAAGCGAGAUCUCGUCGAUGUGGAGGAGGACGCUAUCGCUCGUCAAGGAACUGUCAAGAAGGCUUAUGAUUAUGCUGAACCUGUGAAUGAAACUGAGUUGGAAGCAAAGUACGAAGCAGAAAUGCAGCACGCUGCUUAGAUUCAAAACAGGGAAAUGCAAACCACCUAUUUUCCUCAUCUCCAGAUAGCUUUCUCGCUUUGCAAUUUGUAUAUCAAGGGCCAUUUUUAUUAUCUUUUGUCCCAUCCGUUUUUCCAUCGUAAAAAUGUCAUUGAUUGACAGGUUAGAUUCUUACGUGUAUUUUCCCUGUAUUUGAAGCUUAUAUCAAAGUUAAAUGCUUUAAAAAUAAAAAAAAAUAAAAACUUUGACGCAAUAGAUUUUUCAUUAGAAA
This is a messenger RNA of Umbelopsis ramanniana AG, 2091 nucleotides long. RefSeq lists its product as uncharacterized. The record is from RefSeq and is a predicted model, not a curated record. Gene Ontology annotation, biological process: oligopeptide transport; transmembrane transport. Gene Ontology annotation, cellular component: fungal-type vacuole; plasma membrane. The transcript is spliced from 3 exons. Bases 66 to 1841 code for a protein of 591 amino acids. NCBI's taxonomy places the organism in Eukaryota, Fungi, Mucoromycota, Umbelopsidomycetes, Umbelopsidales, Umbelopsidaceae. Gene Ontology annotation, molecular function: dipeptide transmembrane transporter activity; tripeptide transmembrane transporter activity.